AUGUUGAGGAAACAGCUGGCUAGAACACUCAACGUGCGGACACCGCUGGGGCGUUCCGCCAGGGUGCAGAGAAGGACACUCUCGGGGACAGCAAAGGUGGACAAGGCGUCCUGGUCAGGCUACACGUACUCGUUUGCAGCGCUGACGGCAAUUGUGUCGUCCGGAGUUUACUGGGGGGCCGUGUCCGACACGUUCUCGAACGAAUCGUCGGCGCAGACAGCCGGCACCGUCUCCGUGGACGAGUUCGUCAAGCACAGCUCGAAGUCGGACUGCUGGGUGGCGGUGAACGGCAAGGUCUACGACGUGACGGACUUCGUGCCAAACCACCCCGGCGGACAGGCGCCGCUGCUCAAGCACGGCGGCCACGACGCCACAAUGCUCUACGAAAACCUCCACCCGAAGGGCACGAUCGAGAAGUUCUUGCCUCCGGACAAGUUCAAGGGGGUCCUCGACGGCGAGGCUCCGAAGUUGGCCUCCGACUACGCCGUCGACGACGACGACGAGGCCACCCGUCUGGAGUACAUCGAAAACAAGCCGCCGCUCUCGAACAUGCAGAACUCCUACGACUUCGAGCAGGUGGCCAAGAACAUCCUUCCCAAGGACGCCUGGGCCUACUACUCGUGCGGGUCGGACGACGAGAUCUCCAUGAGAGAAAACCACUACGCCUACCAGAGAGUCUACUUCAGACCCCGCGAAGGCGUCAUCCAGAUGAUCUCAACCUUGUCCUCCAUGUCACUCAAGGAGAUCGCCGAUGCCAGAGUUCCAGGCGCCACCCAGUGGUUCCAGUUGUACAUCAACGAGGACAGGAAGGUCGCCAGGGAAAUGGUCAAGGAGGCUGAGGAAUUGGGCAUGAAGGCGAUCUUCAUCACCGUUGACGCCCCAUCGCUCGGAAACAGAGAAAAGGACAAGAGAAUGAAGUUUGUCAACGACACCGACGUCGACUUGGGUGACACCGUCGACAGAGACAGCGGUGCCUCAAAGGCCCUUUCCUCCUUCAUCGACUGUUCCGUCAGUUGGAAGGACAUCAAACAGGUCAAGUCCUGGACCCAUCUCCCUGUCUUGAUCAAGGGUGUGCAGACCGUGGAAGACGUCAUCGAAGCUUAUGACGCUGGUUGUCAAGGUGUCGUUUUGUCGAACCACGGUGGUAGACAGCUAGAUACUGCUCCACCUCCAAUCGAAUUGCUUGCCGAAACUGUUCCUGUCUUGAAGAAGUUGAACAAGUUGAGACCAGACUUUGAGAUCCUUGUCGACGGUGGUGUGAAGAGAGGUACAGACAUCUUGAAGGCCGUGGCCAUCGGUGGUAAGGACGUCAGGGUCGGUGUCGGAAUCGGUAGACCUUUCCUCUACGCAAACUCCGCCUACGGUGAAGAUGGUGUCAGAAAGUUGAUCCAGAUCUUGAAGGAUGAGUUGGUGAUGGACAUGAGACUCUUGGGUGUCACCAAAAUUGACGACCUCACCUCCAGACACGUCGACACAAGACGUCUAAUAGGUAGAGAGGCAAUCAACUACCUUUACGAUAACGUCUAUACCCCAAUUGACGCAGUCAAGUUCAGCAAUGAAAGCUGA
Molecule: messenger RNA, 1566 nt
Organism: Pichia membranifaciens NRRL Y-2026
Lineage: Eukaryota; Fungi; Ascomycota; Pichiomycetes; Pichiales; Pichiaceae
Exons: 2
Coding region: 1-1566 (521 amino acids)
Molecular function (GO): oxidoreductase activity; heme binding
Source: RefSeq, a predicted model, not a curated record